This is a messenger RNA of Gaeumannomyces tritici R3-111a-1, 3893 nucleotides long. Its product is annotated as chromodomain-helicase-DNA-binding protein 3. Bases 366 to 3716 code for a protein of 1116 amino acids. The record is from RefSeq and is a predicted model, not a curated record. Gene Ontology annotation, molecular function: ATP binding; chromatin binding; ATP-dependent chromatin remodeler activity. Gene Ontology annotation, cellular component: nucleus. The transcript has a single exon. NCBI's taxonomy places the organism in Eukaryota, Fungi, Ascomycota, Sordariomycetes, Magnaporthales, Magnaporthaceae.
AAAAAAGCCAUUUGCUCAAUCCCCGUCAGGUUAAUCCCGGACCUCACCGCCGCCACUUUUCCCCGAUCCCUUCCUAGGCGGACCUCACUUUCCUAGAGCACACGCACGCAUCUUUUCGUUGCUCCUGCACGACAUCCUGCUUUGUCUCUUUUCAGCCUUGCCACCCGAAGCGGUGCCCAUCUCUGGAUCCUUUUGCAUCUCUAUUUGGUCUUUUGUCUUUUGUUCCUUAACCUAGUCGGAUCCACUUCUUGGCUGCCGCGCGCAAAUGACUUCGGUCUGAACUCUUGUUGCUCACGACGCUCUCGCUCUGAACAACAGUCCAUGUCGCACACCCUUCCCGCUCACCUUCCCGUCAAUGUUCCACUAUGCCAUUUUCGAACCUAGUUCCCACUCAGCCAGCUUCACCACUGGCACGUCGGCCCAAGGUCGUCAUGCCCUCAAGCCCGUUGUCUCCGACGAUUGAUCUCAGCAUCGACUCCGAUAGUGACGACGCCGCCCAAGAGUCGACUCUUCCUGCCACUCGGUCGCGGCACUUCACCCAGGCUACCCAGAUCGUCGACCGGCCGACCCUCAAGCCUAGUGCCCCAAGCCUUUCCUCGUCCCGGUCGGCCUCGCCCGCCGUCGAAGUUCCUGCAUCCUCGCCAUUCCGACAGAAUGCUUCUGCCGCCAGCGGUCGCCUGGCAUCAGCCAUGGCUCCUCGUGGCACUUCGUUCCGCCCACCACCCGCACAAAUCCGCCAGUCCCGCCAGACGAACUUCCGCCCACCUCAGGUCUUGGGAAAGCGCUCGUCCCCCGUAGCCCAAGCGCGCGAUCCGGCGUCCAGCCCUAGGGAGGCGAUUUACGUCGGGGACAGCUCGGCAGACGAACGCCCGGCACGUGGUGAUAUCCCCCGGACUUCCUUCAACCGGAACGACACCAAGGACAGCGCGACCGCAUCGUCCAUCACCAGCCCAAACACGUCGAGCGCGGCCGAAGCCAGCGAGAUCGAUAUAGCCCCCAAGGGGAGCAUCUUGGAGAAGCGUCUGGAGCGCCUGAUAUACUCCACCUCCAAGGUCAACAAGACCCCUCCGCUCUCCAAGAUAGUGCCCAACCGGACGCUUCUCGAGUACCAGACGGCCCUGCUCAGGUGCGGUGAGGACAAGGAUGAGGCUGCGACUUGGUUGCUCGACAACCCGGCCACCAAGAAGGCCCGCCAGGACGGCCCAAAGGGCGCCCCCGCGGACAAAAAGGCAUCAAAGAACGGAGAUGUUAGAAACUUCAUCCGAUCGUUUGCCCACGGGAAGCCGGAUCUCGGAUCAUCCAAGGCAACACCAAUGACCGUGGAUGACUCUGAUAUGGAUGAGAUAGUUGCUGCGACACCCGAUCGCAAGCCUACCAAGAGGCUGCAGCGAGGUCGCCGACCCGGCGCAUCUCCCGUAUCUUCGCCGGUCAAGUCUGCUAUCAAGCCGCAGGAAAAGAAUCCCCAAGCCAAGAAGCCCCAAGAUGCUCCCGAGGAAGAGGCUUCGGAGGAGGAGGAGGAGCCCAUCGCCAUCACGGAUGACGACGAUUCGGACUCGGAUGCCUACGACAGCCCUGAGCCCCAGGACGACAAUUCGAGGAGCGAGAAAGAGAACCGUGUUCUCAAGUACCUGAACGAGUGCGAGCUCAAUGGUCUCCUGGCCAUAUGCGGCAGCUCCAAGCAGAAGAAGGAUGGUGCGAAGGCCAUGAUCAAGGCCCGCCCUCUCAGGACCCUGGCUGCGGCCAAGGAUGUUACAGUUACUGGCAACACCAAGGGCCGAAAGUCCAAGGUCGAGGUCAUCGGAGUCGGCGAGGAUAUCGUCUACGAAGUCUCGAGGUUCAUCAAGAGUCUCGAUGCUAUCGAUCAGGUGGUUCGGAAGUGCGACGAGGAGGGUGUUCGCAUGAAGUCGAUCACGGACCACUGGAACAUGGAUUCACGAGGCGUCAAGAUUACGGACCAGCGCCGAGACGGCCAGUUGACCCCCUCGAGUGCUGAUGGCCACCCGCUCAAGGUCCGGGAUCUGCCAAUCUCGCGUGAGCCCAAGAUGAUGCAGGGUCGAUGCACCAUGAAGUCGUAUCAGCUUUGGGGCCUGAACUGGCUUCACCAGCUCUACCAGCGCAAGUUCGGGUGCAUCCUCGCCGAUGACAUGGGGCUUGGAAAAACAUGUCAGAUCAUUUCGUUCAUGUCCCACAUCGUCGAGAGUUAUGAUCCAUCAUCGGGAGAUGAGCGACCAUGGCCGAACCUCAUCGUCGUCCCGCCUUCAACAUUUGACAACUGGCAGGGCGAGUUCAAAAAGUUUGCGCCCAAAAUCAAGGUUACUGUCUACCAUGGCAAGGACAGGGAGUGGCUUGGUGACGACAUCAGGCAUGACCCCGAGGAGCACCAUGUCGUACUGACCACGUACACCCAGCUUGGCCGCACUGGUGAGAGGGAUCACACCAAAAUCAUUUCGCGGAUCCAUCCCAAUGUGGCCAUCUUCGACGAGGGCCACAACCUCAAGAACUCCAAGACGAAGCUGUACAAGGACUUGUGCAGGAUCACGGCGAACUGGAGAGUCCUCCUCACCGGAACACCUGUGCAGAAUAAUCUGAUGGAGAUGAUCAACCUGCUCAACUUUAUUCAGCCGCAACUAUUCGAUGGUCAGGUCGAAACACUGAAGGACUUGUUCGAUCAGAAGGUCACGCUACAGGAGGUGUCCAAUGGAGCAAUGCUCUUCAGUGACCGCGUACGACGAGCCCGCAGCAUCCUGGAGCCUUUUAUCCUGCAGCGGCAGAAAGAACAAGUGCUCGAUGGUUUCCCGCCCAAGACCAGCAGGGUUGUGUACUGCGAUAUGGACGAAGCGCAGAAGAAGAUAUACUACGAGUACCAUAACCGGUUCCGGAACGGCAAGGAUGUUCGGGGGGCGUCGACAGCCACCAACAGGACGAGCAACGACCAGAACAAUGUCUGGAUGCAGCUGCGCAAGGCGGCCAUCCACUCACAGCUGUUCCGGAGGCACUUUACGGACAAGAUGGUGGAGGAUAUGGCGGAUGUGCUAAUGCGCAAGGUCCCCCAGAGGCGGCUGAAGCAAGAGAACAAGAAGCAUCUCAUCGCCGAGCUGAAGGACCUGUCGGACUUUGAGCUCCACGUUUGGUGUGUGGACGAGCCCUGCGUAAAGAGCUUCGAUGUCGACUCUGGUUCAUGGAUGCGCAGCGGAAAGGUGCAGCACCUGUUGGAGCUGCUGCGUGAGUUCCGGCGAAACGGAGACAGGGCGCUGGUCUUUACGCGGUUCGCCAAGGUCAACGAGAUAUUGUCCGAGUGCCUGGUUACAGCGGACUUGCCGCACCUAUCCUUCCAGGGCAGCACCGCGGUAGAGCUGCGGCAGGACCUAAUCGACCAGUUCAACGAAGACAAGGACAUUACGGCGUUCCUGCUUACAACGGGGGCGGGGGGCACGGGAAUCAACCUGGCGACGGCCAACAAGGUUAUCAUCUUCGACCAGAGCGACAACCCGCAGGACGACGUGCAGGCCGAGAACCGCGCGCACCGGUUCGGACAGACGAGGCCGGUCGAGGUCAUCCGCCUCCUCAGCAGGGGCACUGUCGAGGAGCUCGUGUACCGGGCCUGCCAGAAGAAGCUCGAGCUGGCCAAGCGCGUCACGGGCGCGGGCAUGCCCGUCGGGGACGAGAUCGACGUUGAGGCCGAGGUCCGGCAGAUGCUGGCCGAGGAGGAGAAGUAGGCGGGCGAGGACGAACAAAGCGUGAUCGUUUCUGGCAUCAUGAGCACCGAGAACUCGCAUUAGAUGGCGUUUGUGUAUUGAAUUCUGGGUUUUUUUAACUGGACUAGUUUUGUUUUUGUUUUAUGGCGAUGAAAUCUUUUCUUUUUUUCUUCUCACACUACAUUGCCUCUUCCCCCC